This is a messenger RNA of Talaromyces marneffei, 1335 nucleotides long. RefSeq lists its product as uncharacterized. Lineage: Eukaryota; Fungi; Ascomycota; Eurotiomycetes; Eurotiales; Trichocomaceae. Bases 1 to 1335 code for a protein of 444 amino acids. The transcript has a single exon. The record is from RefSeq and is a predicted model, not a curated record.
AUGACGAUGACAUCCACACCGCCGCGCGACAAACAAGACGAAAGUCUUUCCCAAAACGUGCCCGACCUCGAAGACGCAGAUUUAGGGGACGAUAACAUUGUCAAGCUCCUUGCACAGCUCGUGCGCAAGCAAAACGACGAAAUCAACAAGAUCCUCAUAUCGCAAAAUGAACAGGCAAAGCAGCAAACACAAGAACAGCGUCGUUUGAGUGGGAUGAUUGAGAAGCUGAAUGCCAGACUUGCCUCGUUUCUAAAGAGUCGACAACAGUGUUCUUGUGAUGAGGGCUCUGACCUAGAUUUGAUACCAUCAUUGCGGGCCAGAGUUGAUGCAGUCGAGGAUACUCUGCGCGAUCAUGAGGUGUUCAAAGAGGUUUUGCAGCCUCGUGUUGAGAGACUCGAGACUAGGCUCGAUGGCAUUCAACACCAAAUUUCUAAAGAUGAGCCACGGUCUACUACGGUAAAUGCAGACUGUUUGAAUAAAGAAGACCUUCAAUCUCUGACCGAAGCACUUGCAACGCGACAACUGUCCAUGCAGUUCCGCAUAGACGAACUCGCCGAUACCAUGAACAAACAAAUCAGCAUAUCAAACGAGCAAAAGCCCAUCGCCUCACACCAAGGACAGAGCCUAUCUCAUAGAAGCAGCCACUCAACAACAACCAUCCCUAUACCAUUCGAACGAGCCCGCCUAGGCUCAGAAAGCACAUACAACUGCCCUCAUCACCAUACUCAAUCCCACAGCCAGGAUCUCACUAUUCCACCCUCCAAUGGCUCCAUAUCCUCCAUUGAAAGCUUCCACCAACAAGCGACUUCCCUCAUCAACAAAACAACACAACAAGACGCCAGUCUCUCCUCUCACAAGAAGGAUCUACUCAAUCUCAAACGCCGCCUUGCACACGCUGAAAAACUUAUCAGCGCGUGUUACCGAAUCGGCUCGUUUAGUAUUCAUGGCCUCUCGUUUUACCAAGAUGCCGCAGCAUUACGCUACAUAUCAGCCGACCCCGAAGCCCGCGACGCCUUUAAAAUGUUCUACGGCAACCGCAUCGCAGCAAUAGACUACGCCGACAUUGCACCCUCCGCAAUUCUGGCGUGUUUUGACAUUAUAGCACGUAUUCGAUGUCGGCAUGAUUUGUGGACGGACGACAAACUUGAGGCAAAACAGCGGAUUCGGUGCGGUGCAGAACAGAUGGUGGAUGAUUGGAUCAAGUCGUUGCCCCUGAGGGACGGAGGGGAACAUAUAUAUGUUUCGGCGCGAGAGUUGCAGAGUCGGUUUAAUCAAUUGAAGGUUUUCUGUUAUGGGGCUGGUAUUGUGUUUGAUUUUCCAUGGUCGGAGAUUUGA